Dicentrarchus labrax (European seabass) is the source of this 1701-nucleotide messenger RNA. RefSeq names its product cysteine dioxygenase, type I (gene cdo1). The coding region runs from base 91 to 696 and encodes 201 amino acids. Lineage: Eukaryota; Metazoa; Chordata; Actinopteri; Moronidae. The transcript is spliced from 5 exons. The record is from RefSeq and is a predicted model, not a curated record. Gene Ontology annotation, biological process: L-cysteine catabolic process. Gene Ontology annotation, molecular function: cysteine dioxygenase activity; ferrous iron binding.
AACGACUGCACAAAGUUAGCGAGAGAAACCUGUUGGUUUUAAACUGAAGAGAAUAUAUCUGAAAAAGAAUCUCCAGCUCGACUCAGAGAGAUGGAUCAAACCGAGGUGGUGAAGCCAGCAACUCUGGAUGAGCUGAUAAAAAUCCUGCAUAAAAUCUUCGAGAGUGACUGCAUCAAUGUUGAGGAGGUCCAAAAUAUAAUGGAAUCAUAUGAGAGCAACCCUCAGGAGUGGAUGAAAUAUGCAAAGUCUGACCAGUACAGAUACACAAGGAACUUGGUCGAUGAGGGUAACGGGAAGUUCAAUCUCAUGAUUCUGUGCUGGGGAGAAGGCCAUGGCAGUAGCAUCCACGACCACACAAACUCCCAUUGUUUCAUGAAGCUGCUGCAGGGACAGCUGAAGGAGACGCUGUUUGACUGGCCGGACGGUAAAUCACAAGGAAACAUGGUCCAGAAGUCGCAGAGAAUUCUCCAGGAAAACAAGGUUGCUUACAUAAAUGACUCCAUUGGCCUGCAUCGUGUGGAAAAUGGCAGCCACACAGAGGGUGCAGUCAGUUUGCAUCUCUACAGUCCCCCGUUCCAAACGUGCCAGACCUUUGACCAGCGGACGGGGCACAGGAACACUGUCAAGAUGACCUUCUGGAGCAAAUACGGAGAGAGGACUCCAUUUGAAACCACAGCUUCACAAGAGAACAACUAAUGGCCACCAAAGGAGGCUCCAGAUGAUGAAGACAGUUGCAUUUAAAAUGACACUGUUGUGAAAAUCAUUCAAGGGGAACUGCUGGGGAAGCGAAACGUGGACCUACUAUGACUAAGCACCCAUUUAAAAAUCAGGAGCGGGCCGGUUCAAAAGGACAACCCAGUAAUUAGAAUGGCUUUAUCACUGCCCAGUGUGAGCUUGGCAAAUACUGAUGAGCACAGGACGAAUGCAUGAAUAGGCUUGGACAUGGAUUGAAUCUGCCUUUUGUUUGCUGGGCCUGAGGAGACCCUUUUCCAAUAACAACAUUCCUGUCUAUCCAUGACCUGUGUAACCACACUUUUGUAAAGUUAUGGCCGAUAGUCUAAAUAAUAGAGCUUUAGCAUUUCAAAAAGGGUUAAAAAAAAUUGCUCAUAUAGUGUUUCUCUUAAAUUUUAUAUCUCAAGAAAUGAAAAACAGUUCUGCAAUCAACAGUUUUGUUAUCAGUGGAGCACUUUUAUAGCUGUAUUUACUGUCGAUUUAUACCACUCAAAAUUGUCUUAACACUUGCUGAAAAUUGUGACGAAAUGUAACAUUGUUUGUAUAAUCUAAUCAAAAAAAUGUUCCAUUUGCAUUUGGAAAAAGAAAUGUACAGCUUUAGAGUUGUGUUGUUUUUAAAAGUGUGAUGGUUGUAAUUUAUUUGCAGGUUAUUCUGUUCACCCAGGGAGUGUUUGAAUUAGAAAGCGACGUGUUACUCCUAAAUGUAUUCAUGCUAAAGUUUUUGACCAAGAGCGUCUUGUGGACAGAUUAUUUUGUAUUAUUAGCAGACAAUUAUGUUUAGAUGAAACUCGUACUUUUUCUCAGGAUUCUGGCAUAUUUUAAUUGUAGCUGUAUUUAUAUAAUGUGUAGUUUUUACAGCAUAGCACCUCUCAUAGCACUGUCAAAAGCAUGCAUGAUUUCUGUGAUGCAGUAAAUUAUGAAUCUGGCCAUAACUGUAAAACAAUUAAACACAACUAUCCUUUCGCAGAA